CGGCUCCCUGCGCCCCGCGCGCGCCCGGCCGGCCGACUCCUCACCUGGAGCGACAGGUGUGCGCGUCUCGGAGCCGACCUCCCGGGCCAGCGAGAGUGAAUCAUGGAGCUACGCGUGGGAAACAAGUACCGCCUGGGACGAAAGAUCGGGAGUGGGUCCUUUGGAGACAUCUACCUGGGUGCCAACAUCGCCUCUGGUGAAGAGGUGGCCAUCAAGCUGGAGUGUGUGAAGACGAAGCACCCACAGCUGCACAUCGAGAGCAAGUUCUACAAGAUGAUGCAGGGAGGAGUGGGGAUCCCGUCCAUCAAGUGGUGCGGGGCGGAGGGCGACUACAACGUGAUGGUCAUGGAACUGCUGGGGCCCAGCCUGGAGGACCUCUUCAACUUCUGCUCCCGCAAGUUCAGCCUCAAGACGGUGCUGCUCCUGGCGGACCAGAUGAUCAGCCGCAUCGAGUACAUCCACUCCAAGAACUUCAUCCACCGCGACGUCAAGCCCGACAACUUCCUCAUGGGCCUGGGGAAGAAAGGCAACUUGGUGUACAUCAUUGACUUUGGCCUGGCCAAGAAGUACCGGGAUGCCCGCACCCACCAGCACAUCCCCUACCGGGAAAACAAGAACCUGACUGGCACGGCCCGCUACGCCUCCAUCAACACGCACCUGGGCAUCGAGCAAAGCCGUCGCGAUGACCUGGAGAGUCUGGGCUACGUGCUCAUGUACUUCAACCUGGGCUCCCUGCCCUGGCAGGGUCUCAAAGCAGCCACCAAGCGCCAGAAGUAUGAGCGGAUCAGCGAGAAGAAGAUGUCAACGCCCAUUGAGGUCCUCUGCAAAGGCUACCCCUCCGAGUUCUCCACAUACCUCAACUUCUGCCGCUCCCUGCGGUUCGACGACAAGCCCGACUACUCCUACCUGCGCCAGCUCUUCCGCAACCUCUUCCACCGGCAGGGCUUUUCCUACGACUACGUCUUCGACUGGAACAUGCUCAAAUUCGGGGCUUCUUCGAGCCAGGCUCAGCCCCGGGACAGCGAAGCUAUUGCAGCACCCCGCCCCCGCCCCUGGCCCUAUGCCGGGCCCCCGUAUCCAUCCACAUACUGGUGCCCGGCGAUCCUGGGCACCCAAGGCCCCCCAGAUAGGCCUGUGGAGGAGAUGCCCCCUCAAAACUACUGGCCUGUGGUCUGGACUCCAGGGCCCCAGUUCUGACAUCACCAGUGUGCCUGAGCCUGAUAGGGCCAGGCAUGAGGAAAUGUCCCUUGGGAUGGUGGGGGCACCCAUUCCUGAGGUGGCCCUGUGGUGGAGAGUAUUGGAAAAGGCCCUACUUGGGAUCCUCAGGAAUGAACCAGCUGCCUGAGGCCAGGACGAGCCCGAAGAAAACUGUGGCCCUGCCUGGGGCCUGUUAGGCCCUGGACCAGGACCAGGACCAGGCCCCGUGGGUGGCCUCUGUGUCGAAACUGAGCUCAUUAAAUGUCUCCUGCCUUCGUCCUGGUUUGCUUCUUUUACAUCGUGUCCCUCGGUGCUCCACCAGAUGCCAAGGGCCAAGGCCGGGUCCUUCUGAAUGCUGAGGUUGGCGUGUUGGUCCUGGGUUUCUCUUCUUCUUGGGUCCCAGGCAGAAGAUGGCCAUCUCGCAGGUCAGGGCUUUGAGGAGAAGGCUGUGUUGCCCUCCUCUGUGAGGGCAGAGAGGGAGAUGGGCAUUGAGUUCCUUCCAGCUUAGAGCAUGACUGAGUGCCUGGGCACCCAGGCACCCCUUCCUCCUGCAGUGCGUUUCAGGGCCUCGGACACCAGACCCUUGCCCUAUAGGAAGUUGUCCCCGAGUCUGGUUCUGUGAUGGACUUAGUUCUUUGGCUCAGCCCAGCUCUAAGAAAGGGCUUUGCAUUCUCUUGGACUGUGACGUCCACUUCCGUAACUGCUGGUUACAUGGAGAGUUUAAUUAGAGUUAAUCAAAAUGGAAAAUGCAGUUCCUCGGUCACAUUCGCCACAUUCCAAGCUCUUGGGAGCCACGAGAUAGUGUCUGCUGCAUCCAAUGAGACAGAUGUGAGCAUCUCUGUCGUCCUGGGAAGUUCUGUGGACAACGCUGUUCUAGAUGGCUCCUUGACAGUUCCCCUUGUGGGACUGACCAGCAAGAAGAUGUCUUCUCAAGCUGGGCCAGGCACUCCUCCCCCUUGCUGGCACUCUGACUCCAUUCCUGGGGUCCCCUUUGAGUCAGGUUCUGGAGUCCGAAGCUAGGCAGGGCCACUGAUAGUCUCAUCCAUCACCGACGUCUGCAACAUCACCUCCGCGUGAGCCCCAGGCAGGAGCAGCCACAUGAUGUGCAGUGGGGACCAUCCACAGCCUUCCCCCAAGACCAAGACCCCCACACAUACCUUGCAGGAAGCCAUACCAGCUGGCAGGACUCCAUGCUGGGCACCAUGGGCAGUGACUCUCCCAUGAUCUUGACCUUGACCUUGGAGGAGCCUAUCUGUGUUCCUCGGCAUGAGGGCAUUGGAAUUCCUGGACACCUGAACCCUGGGAUGCAGUCGGCACGUGUUCUCAGGACAAGCCACCGACAGGAGGAAGUUUCACACAGCCCAGGACAGACGUCCACGCAGCAGGGGCGGAUGCUCGGAUGUUGACAGUUUUAUGUUUUCUUAUGGGCAAAUAAAGGCCAGAAAAGCUC
Messenger RNA from Marmota flaviventris (yellow-bellied marmot), 2647 nucleotides. The record is from RefSeq and is a predicted model, not a curated record. Lineage: Eukaryota; Metazoa; Chordata; Mammalia; Rodentia; Sciuridae.